UUGUCUAAAGUUUUUUUUACUCUUGGGACAACAAAUUACAGAUUAUGUUUAAAGAAAGCGCAAUGUAGUAGAGCUCCAAAUUUAAUUCAAAAUCUAAACAAAUAACCGUUCCCCUAAAAGAAAACUAAAAUUCAUCCCUUCGGCACGCGCAGAAACAAAGGCAGUUAUUGUGGUUGUGACUAGUGAGUGCCUCUGACGAUUGCAUUGCAAGUCCGCAAUCGACAAUAUGUACGGCUUCCUUGCUCCUUGCCUCCCAAGACCACAACACCAUUCUCCCCCCAAAUCAAGAACUCGGGCUACUCCCAGAUCCCAAUUCCCCAGCAGGUGCAUCCUUGUACUACAGGUAGCCACAAGAGCAAAAUCUAAGCCAUGAAGAAGACCGUCGUCCUGUACCCGGGCCUCGCCGUCAGCCACUUCGUCCCCAUGGUUCAGGUCGCCGACGUGCUCCUGGAGGAGGGCUACGACGUCGUGGUCGCGUUCAUCGACCCCACCCUGAAAGGAGACAUCGCCUUGGCCGCCGUCAUCGACAGCGUCGCCGCCUCCAAGCCGUCCGUGGUUUUCCACAAGCUCCCACGAGUCGAGGACGCUCCCACCUUUGUCCAUGACUCCAAGUUCGUGGUCAGGUACUUGGAAUUCGUGGGCCGCUACUGCCAGCACUUCCACGACUUCCUCUUCUCCAUGCCUCCCGGCAGCGUCCACGCCGUGCUUGUGGACGUGAUGUCCACCGAGGUGCUCGGCGUCACCAGCAAGCUCGGCAUCCCAGCUUACGCUUUCUUCCCCUCGAAUGCCUCCGCACUUGCCGUGUUCGUCCAGGCUUCAUCAGUUCGUUCAGAAGGGCAGCCAAGUUUCCGGGAGCUAGGAGACGCGCCUCUAAACUUCCAUGGCGUCCCAACUAUGCCAGCUUCUCAUCUCACUGCUGAAAUGCUCGAGGGUCCAGGGAGUGAGACAUUCAAGACAACGAUGAACAUGAAGAGCAGGAUACAAAAAGCCAAUGGAAUACUUGUGAACACGUCCGCAUCGAUUGAGCCUCGUGCGGUGUCAGCCCUCGGCGAUCCACGGCGCUUGCCAAAAAUGCCUCCGGUGUACUGCGUCGGGCCGUUGGUCGCCGGGAACGGCGGCCAGGCAACAGACAAGCACGAGUGCCUGGCAUGGCUCGACGAGCAACCGGAGCAGAGCGUAGUGUUCCUCUGUUUUGGAAGCACAGGCGCCAGCAACCACUCAGAGCAGCAGCUAAAGGAGAUAGCCAAUGGCCUGGAGAGGGCCGGCCACCGGUUCCUGUGGGUGGUGCGGGCGCCUCCCCACGACGACCCGGAGAAGCCAUUCGAUCCCCGCGCGGACCCGGACCUCGACGCGCUUCUGCCCGCCGGUUUCUUGGAGAGAACUGGGGGUCGCGGCCGCGUCGUCAAGCUGUGGGCGCCGCAGGUGGACGUGCUCCAUCACGCGGCGACAGGGGCGUUCGUGACACACUGUGGGUGGAACUCGGUGCUCGAGGGGAUUGUUGCCGGCGUGCCGAUGCUCUGCUGGCCUCUGUACGCGGAGCAGAAGAUGAACAAGGUGUUCAUGGUGGAGGAAUAUGGAGUCGCCGUGGAGAUGGUCGGCUGGCAGCAGGGAUUGGUGAAGGCCGAGGAGGUGGAGGCCAAGGUGAGGUUGGUGAUGGAGUCGGAGGAAGGCAAGCUACUGAGGGCACAGGUGUCCGAGCACAAGGAAGGUGCGGCAAUGGCAUGGAAGGAUGGCGGCUCGUCGCGCGCUGCGUUUGCUCAGUUCCUGUCGCACGCAGGCAGCGUUUCGGGCAGAGCCUGACACGCCCUUGAUGCAGUGGGUCAGCAAUAAUAAUUUGGUGGUAGAAUUGCUUUGUUCGCAUCUUAGAGCAGCCACAAUGUUGCUCAAAAGUAGUCCAUAGGUAUUAUAAUAAUCUGUAUCAACUAGCUAAAA
This is a messenger RNA of Sorghum bicolor (sorghum), 1932 nucleotides long. RefSeq names its product anthocyanidin 5,3-O-glucosyltransferase. The coding region runs from base 370 to 1800 and encodes 476 amino acids. Lineage: Eukaryota; Viridiplantae; Streptophyta; Magnoliopsida; Poales; Poaceae. The transcript has a single exon. Gene Ontology annotation, molecular function: UDP-glycosyltransferase activity. The record is from RefSeq and is a predicted model, not a curated record.